UGUCAUCCAUCGACUGUUAAUAAACCUUCUCUCUCAAUCAUUUUUAAAAAUUAAUUUUACUAAUUUGACAUUUGGCAUUUCCCUUCUUGUUGUCGACUAUAUUUUAUUUGAACAGCUGUGCGUAUCACUCACUCAUUUUAGAAUUUUCCAGAAAUAUUUCCUCGUUUGAAAAAAUUGUUUAUUUACGCUUAUGACAAACACACACCUUUCCCUCGCAUUUUCAUUUAAUCGCGAUGACUCAUAAUUUCAAAAUUUUGCUAGAAAUGUUUUUAAAAUUAGUCGUCAAUGGCCUUGCUCUUUUCUUCUUUUGAAAUAAUGUUUGGGCGUGGACUGCUAAGGGAGCUGGCUAAUAAAAUUAUGAGAAUGUUGCUUACUAAGGUUGACAAUAGGCGGGUCUUGGACAGAUCCUCUUGGUGAGGUGGCACCAGAAAUAUGACAGAGACUACUUUCGUUGUUCUAACUCAUUUUUCCAACUCUCCCGUCUCCCUACAACAUCACUUCUUUCAUCUCUAUGGCUUAAUUUCUAGUACUGUUCUCCCUAUACCAGGAGAUUUUAAAAGAAGACUAGAGGCAAAAGUAAGUCAUUUAAAAAGCAAAAGACGAAGGAAAAAGGCGAAACACCAAGGGAGGCGAAAAUUCACUGAAAGAUGGAGGCACAACCCCUACCCCAGGAAAGGCACACCCCUGUAUAUACCUAGACAAUUUUAUUUAAGAUUCUCCCGACAUAGGCUAAACAGUACCUUUCAAACUCCCAUUGUUCGUAGUGUUCUCCCUAGUCCUUUGUUUGUUUGUUUGUUUGACUUUCACUAGGGAAUUAUGCUUAAAAUCCUUCCAAAAGCCCAAAAAAUCUCCGCGCCCUCGUAUCCCUCCUUUCUUAAGUGCGGAGUUCGUUUUUCUCUUUUUCCAUUCACUAAAAUAACAAAUGAAAAAUUUCUCGAAUGACAACCAUCUGCCAUCCAUUAUAAUACGUAAAUAACCUUUCCCCAUUGAUUC
Messenger RNA from Meloidogyne enterolobii, 993 nucleotides. The record is from the annotation of a GenBank genome assembly. NCBI's taxonomy places the organism in Eukaryota, Metazoa, Nematoda, Chromadorea, Rhabditida, Meloidogynidae.